AUGGCACUAAACCCAGUUUGGUUACCUCUCACCUCAGCUGCUGCAGGAUUGUCUCCCCGAUGCUUACUCUUCGGAGAAUGGGUGUCUAGCCGAUCAGCAUGCCACCCCAACGCGUGCCCCAGUCCCCCUUCCCGCGCCAUCGCAGUAAACGGAUUGCCUGUAAGCAAUGUCGCCAGUCAAAGCUUCGAUGUGAGGUAUCCACAGGCGGUGCUAUUCCCUGCUCCCGAUGUCGCCGGCUGGGCUACGACUGCCGACUCGAUGCGGCGUAUCAACGCGUCAACGGGCGAGAAGGAGCUGGAGAAGGAAGUCCAGCAUCUACGCUCAUCCGUCUCCACUCAUCCUCCCGCUGCCGCGCCACAGUCCCUCCAAGGCAUCCUUCUGACCCCCAGCGAAUCGUACCAUGCCGAUGCCUCCUCCAUCGUCGGUCAGGAAUCCUCGGGGUCGCGGGUAGAUCUGGUGGCUUCCCAAGUGCCAUCUUUGUCAGUAGUACCUACGACUCCCGUUCAUUCCUUGUCAUCCCAGCCACCAAGUCAACCCUCGCCUCUACUUUCCGACACGACGUCUCCAACCUUGUCCAGGUCGCUCGACUUUGUUCAUCUUCAUGGGCAUCAAGUAAAUGCUCUGUUCAAUAUCUUCUUCACUCACUAUCAUCCCUACGUACCCUUGUUGGAUCCAACCAUCUCCCCGGACCAAUACUAUGCUCGGUCUGCAGUGUUAUUCUGGUCCAUCAUCCUACUAGCCUCUCGUCGAUAUACGGAAGAGCCAGGCUUGUUUGUCAGUCUCACGGCUCCGGUCAAGAAGCUCAUAUGGGAUACCAUCGCCAACCCCCCGCACACCUGGCAUGUCGUGCAGGCUAUUAUCCUAGUUUGUCUGUGGCCAUUUCCCACUUCAUCUCUUUCGUCCGAUAUUACUUCCAUCCUCCUAUCCACUGCGCAGACAAUCUCCCUCCGCAUCGGGUUGCAUCGCCCGGAAGCCAUCCAAGAUUUCUCGCGAACCAAAAGACGUUUGAUGCCGGAUGAGAUGGCCGAAGUAGCGCGAACAUGGGCGACCUGCUAUAUCACCGCUCAAACAAUCGUAACCAUAGACGGACAAGUAUGGGUCUCGUCAGACUGGAUGAUCGAUCGGCUCUGUGACCGGGACAGCACGAUGAUCCCCAUGUCCCUCAAGCAUCAACUCCUAUUAUCGCGUUUCUCGGCCCGCGUCGGUCAAUUCAUGUCCAGCCAUUCGCAAGGGCCAACGGAUCUUCCUCGUCCGGGGGAGUUCAUCUCCCUGCUGGCCCUGCUAGAGCGAGAAUACACUGAGCUGGCAUCCAGUUUAACCAGCUACAUAUCUGAAGAAAAUAAAGUCCUACUCAACGGCAUUGGCCUGCAACUCUACGUCUUUUACCUACUCGAGGAAUCCGACUCCGACACGCGCAAACGCGGGCUCCUCCGCGCCUACAGCAUAGCCAUCUCCACCAUAACCAUCAUCAACCAACUCGAAGCCCUCACCGACGCCAUGGCCUACGGGCCCGUGUCCUAUUUCCGCAUCAUCUCCAUCGCAGCCAUGUUCAUCAUGAAGUUGAGUUACUCGAACCUCGGCCCGUUUGUAGACCUAGAGACCGGUAAACGCUCAUUCAACUCCGCCAUUGCUCUUACCCGCCGAACAUCUAUCGAGGAUAACGAUCUGCCGGGGCGAAUGUCGAAGAUUCUCACCCAAUUAUGGAGUGCUCAAGUCGUUCAUCGUGGGCAGCGGGACAAGCCGCCUGGUUUACGGCUGAAAACACGCUUGGCUGCCAGUUUGGUCCAUGAUUCCAUAUGGAUGUGGAGGGAGCAGUUUGGUGGACAGCCCCGUAGUGGAACGAAUACACCUCUCGCGAGUCGGGGAUAUUUCGCCGAUAAUAGGGCUAUGGAGCAGCAGCACGGGGGACUAAGCGCACGGGGGACAGGCUCGGCGGGUCAGGAGGCUGCUACUAGUUUUCCGGUUGGGAUAGAAGAUGCUUGUCCGGAUGGAUUGACGCUGGAGGAUGUUGUCGAUGCAGAGUUGCUUGCUUUGUUGCCUUUCAGCUUGGAUGGGGAAAUAUUCACUGCUCCUGGAGGCUGUUGA
Messenger RNA from Aspergillus welwitschiae, 2085 nucleotides. RefSeq names its product fungal specific transcription factor domain-containing protein. Gene Ontology annotation, cellular component: nucleus. Gene Ontology annotation, molecular function: zinc ion binding; transcription cis-regulatory region binding; DNA-binding transcription factor activity, RNA polymerase II-specific. The transcript is spliced from 7 exons. Bases 1 to 2085 code for a protein of 694 amino acids. NCBI's taxonomy places the organism in Eukaryota, Fungi, Ascomycota, Eurotiomycetes, Eurotiales, Aspergillaceae. Gene Ontology annotation, biological process: DNA-templated transcription; regulation of DNA-templated transcription. The record is from RefSeq and is a predicted model, not a curated record.